This is a messenger RNA of Anopheles coluzzii, 3956 nucleotides long. It is a transcript of the gene Edem2, whose product is annotated as ER degradation-enhancing alpha-mannosidase-like protein 3. Gene Ontology annotation, cellular component: membrane; endoplasmic reticulum. Gene Ontology annotation, biological process: mannose trimming involved in glycoprotein ERAD pathway; endoplasmic reticulum mannose trimming; carbohydrate metabolic process. The record is from RefSeq and is a predicted model, not a curated record. Gene Ontology annotation, molecular function: mannosyl-oligosaccharide 1,2-alpha-mannosidase activity; calcium ion binding. NCBI's taxonomy places the organism in Eukaryota, Metazoa, Arthropoda, Insecta, Diptera, Culicidae. The transcript has 12 exons. Bases 1148 to 3568 code for a protein of 806 amino acids.
CAAAAAUAAUCGAACAACACACAUACACGCAGGCACGCACGGACGGGAGAAAGGCGCUCCGUGCAGCAGAGAAAAAAAGUGUACGGAACAACGGGUUCGGGCUAGUUCUGAAGGACGGGUACACUUUUUACCCUUCUGCUGUGCUAAAUCGUCGACUAAAUACCUUCAAUCUGUGCAGUUCUCGUUCCCGUGCUAACGUGAUAAUUCAACGCAUUUUGGUGUGGUGAUUGUUGCCCACUGUGAUAGGAGUUUUUACCAUCAGCCCCAGUGGCCAACAACACAUCAAGAGGGAAAACAUCAUCACUACCACCACCAUCAUCAUCAUCAUCAUUAAAACAAGGGCAACUCCGAAACGGCAGCCCUUUUGCGAGAUUCGUUAGUUUUAUUGUUUUUGUGCGCUGAGUGCAAUUGCUUUCACGGCCACCGACACCACCACCACCACCAGCGCAGCAGCUAAAACAUGUCGAUGUGUUCCGUUUCCUGAUAGUACGUGUUAGUGCAGCGGGAGUGUGUGCGAGGCAAAAGAUACACUAAAUGAGAGCAAGAUGAUGUGCACAUGAUGACGAUACGAAGCUAUGCUGGCCAGUGGUUGCUGUGUUUGGACGGUGCAAGAAUCAAUCAUCGGUGCACCAGCGACGGGGGUGGGGGGGCUAGUGUGUUCGAAGGAUCGUUCGUGCGGUGAAGGUAGCAGGAACUAGAACAAAAGCAGCAAUAGAAAGUGGAGCGCAACAACAACAGGCCGAAAGGGUCUUGCUUAACAUUGCUUCAUCUCGCGAGCGAUGCAUAGCAGCAGCUUCUAACGGUGUUAGAAGUGAACAGCGAGCAGCUAAGCAAACACCCUCAAACCAUCACGUUACACCAACACCUCAGCUCCACGUACGCGAAUUCCCGUUCCGUCAUCACGGGGGGCGCAACCGGGCGCAGUGAAAAUAAACCACCCCUGAAACGGUAUUCUGGUUCGCGUUGCAUUCCCGGGCAAACCCGAAUAAGGCGAGUUGGUCAAGAAGAUUGCGUGGCACGUCGUCGAGCCUGCGGUUGCCCGAGCAACCACAACACCACUUGAUUGCGGUAGGAAGAGCGAAACGACAGGAAGUGGCCCUAAGGAAGUGUUUACACAGUUAAAGCGGUGUAUUUAGUAACGACCAAAAUGCGGACAGUUAUAAACGCUCGGGGUGGUGGGACAGCCUCGACCGGCCAUCGACCGAUCCACGAGCUGCUCACCUUCAUCGCGAUGCUAACGGCGGUGGUGCUGGGGUGGGCCACCCUUGCAUUGGCGGAGCAGAUCCCAACCGUACCAACGCACAACAUGUCCAACAAGGAGCGAAACGAGCUUAAAGAGGAAGCCAGGGAAAUGUUCUACCACGCGUACCGGGCGUACAUGGACAAUGCCUACCCGGCGGAUGAGCUGAUGCCGCUGAGCUGCGCCGGCCGCUACCGUGGUGUCACGCCGUCCCGUGGCGACCUGGACGAUACGCUCGGGAACUUUUCCAUGACCUUGGUGGAUACGCUCGACACGCUGGUGGUGCUGGGCGAUCUGGAAGAGUUUGAGCACGCCGUCAAACUGGUGAUCAAGGAUGUAAAGUUCGAUAACGACAUCAUCGUGUCGGUAUUUGAAACCAACAUUCGCAUGAUCGGUGGCCUUCUGUCCGGACACAUUCUGGCGGAGUAUGUGCAGAAGCAGGCGGACGUGAUGACGUGGUAUCGUGGCGAACUGCUCGAGAUGGCAAAGGAUCUUGGCUACCGGUUACUGCCAGCAUUUAACACUUCCACGGGCAUACCCCACGCAAGGGUGAAUCUGAAGCACGGCAUGAAGGUGGAAGCGUUGCGCCACUCGCGCGAAACCUGCACCGCCUGUGCCGGCACGAUACUGCUGGAGUUUGCCGCCCUGUCCCGGCUGAGCGGGGAGCCGAUCUUCGAGGUGAAGGCACACGCGGCCAUGGAUGCGCUGUGGAAGAUGCGCCACCGCAGCUCCGAGCUGAUGGGCACGGUGCUGAACGUACAUUCCGGCGACUGGAUACGGCGCGAGUCGGGCGUCGGGGCCGGUAUCGAUUCCUACUACGAGUACUGCCUGAAGUCGUACAUACUGCUGGGCGACGAGCGCUACCUGGCCCGGUUCAACCGCCACUACCAUGCGAUCAUGAAGUACAUCAGCCAGGGACCGAUGCUGCUGGACGUGCAGAUGCAUCGGCCGCAUACGAAGACGCGCAACUUCAUGGACGCACUGCUUGCCUUUUGGCCCGGGCUGCAGGUACUGUCCGGUGAUUUGAAACCGGCGGUACAGACGCACGAGAUGCUUUAUCAGGUGAUGCAGAUGCACACGUUCAUUCCGGAGGCAUUUACGUUCGAUUUCCAGGUCCACUGGGGUCAGCAUCAUCUUCGUCCCGAGUUCAUUGAAUCCACGUACUUCCUAUACCGCGCCACGGGUGAUCACUAUUAUUUACAUGCGGGCAAAAAAGCACUGAAAGCACUGCAGAAACACGCACGAGUUCCUUGUGGCUAUGCCGCAGUUAACGACGUGCGCACGGGAAAGCACGAGGAUCGCAUGGACUCGUACGUGCUUUCCGAAACGUUCAAGUAUCUCUUCCUGCUGUUCUCGGAUCCGGCCGAUCUGAUACUCAACAUCGAAGACUUUAUCUUCACUACCGAAGCACAUCUGCUGCCACUGACGUUGGGCCAACUGGGGAACCAUACCUUCACUGGCGUACGCGACCAGGACGAGCAGGUGCACAUGCUCGACUACAUGCGAUCCUGCCCGAGCCCGAACAAGUUGUUUCCUGAAACAGUCCGGCGCCCACUCCGUGACCUCGUUACGGGAGUCUGUCCGCGCAUAUCGAGUGCCAAGCGACUUAGAGCGGCUGACUUUCAGGCAAGCAAUACGGAUCAUCUACGAACAGUUUAUGACAUGGGCAUUACGAUGGUUUCUCUAGGCGAGGGCAAGGUGCAGCUGCUGCACAGCUUCCACAAUGCCAAAUCGCCGGAGGAUGCCGAACGGGGGCUGAUUUUCAUGCAAGAGAUGGUGGAGCUCUCCAACUCCAACUCCAUUCCCAACACGCAGCUGCAGGCCGUCGCCUACAAGCGGGAGGGUGAGCGUGAGAUGCGCAUCCUCGAGGCCGGCCCCAGCCACUUCGGCAUGGAGCUGGUGAACGAUUUGGCCGUGGUGCAGCGGGCCGUCUUUGCCAAGCCGGCAAAGGUUUGCUCGGCACUGAAAAAUGCGGAAGAAAUUCGAGGAAAGAUUGUAAUUAUCGAGCGAGGCGAGUGUACGUUUGUCGAUAAAGCGAGACGAGUGGAGUCGGCGGGAGCCGUGGCCGCAAUUGUGAUCGAUAAUACGCCAAACACGUCGAUCAACAAUCAGCAAAUGUUUGCCAUGUCGGGCGACGGGCGGGACGACGUGCUGAUCCCGGUAGUGUUCCUCUUCACCAAGGAAGCGGAACAGCUCAUCAAGGCGAUCAAAGAGCAGCCCUCCCUUGAGCUCACGCUAAUGUCCGUGACGGCGCUGAAGGAAAAGCUGGCCCGCGCAAGCACAACGAAGACUGACACGAAAAGUAGUGACUCAAAAGUGACGCCAUAGUAGUAGCGGUGCCGAGUAGAGCCCGAGUUGCUAGUGUGUAGCCGUGAACGAUAUUGCCGCCGAUCAGGGAAGUAGGGAGACGUAAAAAAAAAGGGAAAGUAGGUGGUCGUCCCUCGGGAGUGUUCUUCAUGCAGCGUUCCACCCGGAUUCGGUAACACUUGAUCCGCGCAAAUCCUCCUCUCACAUCUGUAUUCCGAUGUGACCGACGCACGACGACCGACGCCCGGGUUAGAUAGUAAUGAAUUGAUUAGCAAAAUGUCGCACUGGGGGGAAAGUGGUACUGUUGUUGGGUGGUCGUAGAGAAAAGAGGGAAUGUCGCCUUUUCCUGGCGGGAGUAAGAGAGUGGCACCGAAAGACGUGCAAAACAAACGUCCUUUCGGUGUGUUUG